Porites lobata is the source of this 14192-nucleotide messenger RNA. Lineage: Eukaryota; Metazoa; Cnidaria; Anthozoa; Scleractinia; Poritidae. The record is from the annotation of a GenBank genome assembly.
AUGUCCUUCUUAUUUGCCUGUAGCUGUAGGGAUACUCACAGGAAAUUAUCCACGGAAGAGCCGAUUACAGCGGAUGUGUUUGAAAACAUUCAGAUGCAUCUGGACAUGAUUGAAGGCAUUCGAUCAAAGCCAUGGACCAUGGACGAGAAAUUAGAGGUUCUUAGGUAGGUGUGUGUACGACAUGCGUUUAAGGGGUGAUUCUCUAUGCGGGUGAUUCUUGACAUGCAUUAGCUCAACGAUUGAUCCUUCUUUUCUGCAGACAUGCAAAAAAGUAUGUAGAAGAGCAUUCAGGUGAUUUGAAUAGGUUACAGCAUUUCACAGAAACCCGGAUAAGAGUACGUAAUGAAGUCUUAUGUCUAUGUUUCAUUGUCGCUAUAUUUACGUUGCAUAUCAUACACUUUUCUUUUUGUAUAAAGUAUAGUCCUAUGCCAGAAUAGAAACGCACUGCCAGCAGGAUUACAUAACACACAGAAUAAGAACAGACGCGUGCAAGAGUAACUCUUAACCAAAGUACAUUUUACUACUUCAUUAACAGUUCAUACGGCAAAUUAAAAGACAGUUCCAAAACUUCAUUGUGUUCUUCAUUCCUUGGGAGAAGAGGAUUAAAAACAUACAAGGUAAGAUGCAACUUGCUUGAGUCAGAUGCUAAUCAUUUCCUCCACUGACUUCCUUUUUUAACCAUUACACGUUCCCAUGCCGCAAAGGGUUAACUGAGCCUGCCGCGCUGAAGCUAGUUUUCAGAGUCCAAAUCUUCAUCAAGUGCGCAUGGGAACGAGCUCCUCGGUACUCAAACUCCAAAGACAAACGAAGUUAUCAAUCAUUCUUUUGUUUCUUUCUCUUUUGGAACUACAAUGCAAUCGACGACAACAUUGUUGAGACAUUGUCCUAGCUGAGAGGGCCGGGUUAAUUACGGACAACAAAACAAUCCACACCCCUAUCCACUCCCCUCCUCCCCGUUGUUGUUUUCUACAGGUGGCUCCCAGAGCUCCAACAGCGGCACAACAUUGUAUGGAGCAAUCUCGUACCCAAAGUCUUCUGGCUGUUUGGUCAACGUUGCCCCGCUGGUCAAACACCCAGAAGAGUCUGGGAAAGAGAUUUUGCGUGGAGGGAAUGGGGAGGGAAAGCUUUAUCUUAAAUUUUUUUAAGUUGGCAAAAUGUUAGGGAGGCCCUUUAGGGCAAAGUGUCUCAAAUAUUUUUGUUGCCGCUCGUAAAUCCUUUCAAGAACGCCCCGAGGAGAAUUAAACCGCAAAACAUUCAUUUGAUUCUUCUUUGAAAAUUAUAGUAUUUGUUAUAAACUGUCUUUUUCUUUUCAAGGGUAUUUUGGAGCUGGAAUCGGUUCAUUCUUUUUAUUUUUACGUUCCUUGGUGUGGAUUAAUUUUAUUCUUUUAGUAUUCAUCUCUGUUUUUGUUGUCGCCCCACAGGUAAGUAUAAUACCUAUUCGUACAUUAAAUAUCAUCCAUCAUAAAAGGCAUAGUGACGGGUUUGAUCUAGGAUUGUAGGAUACGAGCAGUAUUUUCAGUGGUGGUAAAUUAAAAAAUCGCUGUCAUAAUAGUCCCAGAGCUCAAGUUUGUACUGUCGAGUUCGGUGUUCUAGUGAGGGUUUUGUUUUUAAAAGACUGCAUGAUAGUUGUUCGGUUUACUGAAAUCGCUUUCUAAGUAUUCUGUUUUGCGUGAUUUGUAUGUUGCUUGCGUGUCACGUAAUAGGUGCACUCGAUUCGUCUAGUUCAGUAUAAGUUCAUGGAAAUUUACUUGUUGAGUACGUAAUUAGUAAAGGGAUUAAAGAACUUUUUCCUUUUGGUCGACAAGCAUAGUUUUGUCUCUUAUUGUUGUAACUGUUCCUAUGCAAGUAUAUCUAUUGUUUCCCUGACUUGCCCUAAGUCGUCUCUUAGUCUGCUAUUAAUAUUACUGAGAGAAGCGCGGUUAAGAGGAGGGCGAAGGUUGAUAGGAAGGAGGAAACAGGGGAGAUCUCUCCCUUUCGUUUUUCUCCUUCUUAUCACUCCUCCCGCUCCCUUCGGUCACGCUUCUCGCGUUCCCUCCCCAGCGUCGAACGUGGAUUCCCUUAUCCAAAUAGAGACGAAAGGGGUCGAGUCAGACCUAUACCUACGUCAUUGCUGUUACUUUUUCCCAAGUCAUAACUAAAAAUAGCUUCGUAGCAAGAAUUUCCAAGUGAGGGGGAAGGAGGAAACAUCGUUUCCUUUUUUCUCCUCCCUCUCCUUCUUCCUUUUUUUUUCCGCUUUCGUUCCAACUUUCUCAGCGAAUGCACCCGAAAACACUUUUUACGCAGGCUAGCCUAAAAAUAAACGAAUACUCUAAAUAUCUUUUAAAUGGAAAGCCUGAAUUUGAAAACUGCACUGUCGUUACAUUUGAUGGAGUAUAAAAUGAUUUACUUUAUUAUUAUCACCAUGUUUCCUUUCUUUAGCUUCUGAGCCCCUCCACUGCAAUGAGACUUCCGGAGAGUGAAAAACGUACAGCCCAGCGUCUUACCACUGUUCUUGAUGCUAAGGUAUGGCCGCAUACUCCGCUAGAGGCUGUUAACUAAUGCAGGAAUCGGCUUCUGCUAAUGCUGUUCGAUCAGUUGCAUAAUGAACUAAAACGCUACUCGGAAGGCAGCUAGAUGCCGUGGAAUAAAGGAAAAGUGGUGCAUAAUGCUGUCUCAAAAGGUUUUCCCCUCUCUUCCUUUGUAAAGACAGUUAUGACGACAAAGACAAUUUAAUAAGAAAAUACAUAAAAGAUGGGGGCUAUACUUCACAAAAGCUAAACUGCAGGCGGUCUCUCUUUUGCUCAAAAAAAUCUGUGAGCGAACGUGAUAUGUGAGUAUACCAGCGAGCUAUCAAACUCAGUCACCGGGCUUCAGAAAUUAUGUAUGAAACCAUGGCAGUCUCUCUUUUUACUCGUAAUGGCGCCCUCAAAACUCGCUACUUCGCCGCUCGCAAACUCACAUAUCGCACUCGCAGUCUCAUCUAUGCAAAAGACUGCAAAGACCUUUUCUUAAGUCCUACUCUCAUCAUUGUUAUAGCCUGAGUACAGACCCCCCCCCCCCUCCCAGAUCCCUCUCCCCUCCGAUUUUUGCUGAGGGGAGGGUGUCUGUGCACAGACGACAUUGUUAUACGUAUUAUCAAGAUCUAUUAAGGAAACGAGAACUAAAACAUUACAUUACAAUAACCUUAAGAUGUGUGUUAAAAAGAAAAAGGACAAAAACUAUCUUUUUGAAGAUUCUUUUUUUUUCUUUCACAGGGUUACUUGGAGUAUUCUUUCCUGUUUUAUGGCUACUAUGGAAACGAGUAUAUUCACGUUGGUGCAGUCAAAUAUCCUCUACCUCUUGCCUAUUUUGUAGUGUUUAUGGGUACUUAUCUUUUCAGUAUCAUCAUUGUCCUCAGAGCGUAAGUAUGCCUCGAUCCCAGUUUUCAGUUUAUUAACAAUUAAUUUAUUGGACGGAGGCUUAAACCCUUUGGAGUCUGUCAGUUCAAACUAGUAGCAGUAGAGUUUUUUUUUUUUUCAAACAUAUUCGAACAUUAUUUUACAUCCAUUUUUUUUUACAGAAAACGUUUUUUAAUUUCUCUGUUUUCCUUGCCGCUUCAGUAACGCUUGGAGACACGAAAAAUUAUUCCAACGAUAAGGUCAACUUUUUCCUUAUAAAUUCGCUGUUGAGACCAGUAUCAGUACGUGUGCUAUCAUUCACGAUUGACGUCAAUCGUCGAAUAACAGAAAAAAUAUUGGACCAAUGGCGUGACUCUUGUUUUGAGUGAGCAUUGACUGGUUAUGAAAAAAACACAGAGGACAGUUAAGGCAAUCAGAAGCGGAUUAACUUUUUUAAUACAUGUUCAUCAUUAGGUUUUUUACCUUUUGCCUGUAGAAUUGUUCGUGAACAGCGCCUUGUGAAGUCUUCAGGUCAGAAUGAUCACUACCCGUUUGGAUGGCGUGUGUUUUCUGCUUGGGACUUCCUUAUUACUGAGAGAGAAACCGCCGAUAAUAAAUUGGCCUCUCUUACAACCGCUAUCAGGGUACGUUUUGUUUAUUUAUUUCUAAUAGGCAGGUGGAAUAUGAUCGUCCGGCUGAGUGUUGUCCAGAUUAGGACUGUUGUUGACAGUAACUGACGUUUCGACAACCUGUGCGGUAGUCAUUUUCGGAUUCAAAGUAAUUGUAUCACGUCAGUUGAUGGUAUUUUAAAAACUCUGUGCUGGUUACUGACCUGAUUGGUCAAUUUUUACUUAACGGUCGCGAUGUUUUUGGAUACCGUAUUAACUGAUGAGGAACAGAAAAUUAGUAUGUUCCUUAAACAAACAAGAAAGCAUUGUGAAAAGAAUCAUGGUAAUACUUCGAGAAAAGAAAAGGCAUACCACUUAUAAUACAAAUAAACCCCUCCUCUCUAAAACAGGACUAAAAGCGAAACACGUUCAGUGCACGUAACAAGCACUUGUCAAAACGCACUCGGCAGGUUCUUUUGUUAACGCAAAAUAACCUCAUGAGUUUCUUUUAAGGAACAAAUUUUGGAAGCGGUUGAAAAAGGAAAAACCACAAACAAGUAAGUUUCAUAGAACUACUAAUUGUAAUUUAUCGCUUGUUCCAAUCCCUGUCAAGCCUGAUUUUUUUCAGGUUCUUCUCUGACCGGUUAACAAACGGCAAGGAUCGUAUAUCCCAAUGUAACCUUUAACGUUGACAUUCUUAAAUUCGUCCAUUCUAAAGCCAGUUAGAGUAUAAGACGUCAUGAUUAAUAAGUUUUAAUUUUAUUUUUGAUCUUUUUUCUUUGUUCCACUGAAACUUUGCUAGUCUAUGAGAUACCGAAAACCAACACUGAGGAGGAUCAUCUACCCCUUCGCCCCUCCCCCCCCCUCAAUAACUCUCACCUGUGCAUACGUAAUAUUAAUUGACACAGUAUUAAACAACAAGAAAGUCUCUAUAAGAAAGUAGACAUCGCGGGCAUCAAUUCUUCGGUGUCUUGAGUACCUUACGUUUCACUUACUUCUCCUGAAGAAAACUUUGUCAUAGUGAUUAUUCUAACGAUAUAAAUGACCGAUUUUCCAGGAAAAGCCUGAUCGCUCUUCGGGUAUUGGCUAACGUGCUAGUGCUUGGGGUGUUAGCGGCCAGUGCAUUUUUGAUCUACUUGGUCGUCAAACGUUCAGAUGAAAGAGGAAAGAAUGGAAAACCGCCAACUGUAUUGGAACAGUACGAGGUAGGAUGGGAAAUUUACAUAAUAACCCAUUUCUAAGACAAAUAUAGCUAAUAACAUAGCACAAAAAAAGACAAAACGAACGGAAAACGAUCAAAGGAGAGCAUUUGAAUCAGUGAUCAUGCUUCGCGUAGUUUGUAGAGCCCUCUUGCUCGUAAAUUCAAGGUGGAGGUUUUGAUUCAUUCGUGGACAAUUCGUACAGCUCGGCUCACAGAAAGGCCAGAGCACUUUACUGGGUCUGAGCUCACUUUGUUACUUACUGGCUGUUUUUAUACUAAGGAUGCAUUAUCCGUCUGGACGAACUUGGGCAAACAUUUGUACUUCCUCUGGUUAUGCGUCUCAAGUAUAAAGACGGACACAAGCCGCAUUAUACGUCUGGACGAACUUUCCUUCGAAAUACGUCCUGAACGACGCACUACGAAAGGUAGUUCGUCUGGACGCAUGCGUCUUGUGCCCGUCUUUAUACUGGAGACACACAACCAGACGAAUCAUUACAAAACGUCAGUUGCCCAAGUUCGUCCAGACGGAUAAUGUCUCCUUAGUAAAAAAACGGCUUGGUUGAGUAAAACUGUGCAGCCUACUGUCACUGAUUUUCACUGAAAAAAAUCCUAAUAAAUAUCUUUUUCAUGUCCUGAAGAUCUCUUUAGCCAUUACUGGUAUGAAUGCCGUAUGUCCAGUAUUUUUCAAGUUGAUUGCUAUGAUAGAGAAGUACCAUCCCAGGGUUGCCCUUUACUGGGAACUGACCAGGUAUUUUAAUUCUGUAUUAUUUUUUCAAUUGUUUUUCUUAUUCAAUUUAGAGAGCUUUAGAUUCUAAGACGGGCGGAAGACGAGCACGACUACGAGUACGAGAUUUUCUCACUACUAAAUAGUAAUCGCGAGUAGCCCAGCGUCAUUUUGGCGGGAAAAUGUGAUAGUCAUCGUCAUUUUGCUACGAGUUUUAGCGAUUUCUCUCGUUAGCGGACAGAAGUUUAAUAUAGAGUGUUAUAGGUUUUGUUAUUUGCGGCUGGGGGAUAGCUUAACCUCCUUCAAGAUAACAGUGCUAAUUUUUUUUGUGAAAAAGAUGUACAACGAAGCUAUCCGGGGUGUCUAUUAUUUGAGAAUACGCGAAAAAACUUUAAGUCAAAUCUUGCACUCGUAGUCGUUCUCGUCCUAGAAUCUAAAGGUCUCUAUUGUGUAUAACAACGUGUAUAUGGACAGCAAAAAAAAUCUCGGGCGAAAAUACCGAGAACUCCACAGUACCUUUCCACCCGGCUCACAGUAAUUUGCUCAUUCCCCUCCUACUCAAUUUGCCUGCCCAAGUGACAAUCCUGAAAUAAUUUGCCGUGGAAGUCUAAUGUUAAAACGAUUUCUGUUUCUUGCUUUUUGUUUGUUUUAACUUUUAAAGUUAAACAGGGAAAGGUAUAUAUUUCACAUAUAUUUUAUAUGUAUGCCAAAUAUUCGUAAUCAGUCUGAAUACCUUCUCAAGACGCGCAAAAGAGCUUGCUUUUUUCCGUUUUUAGCAAGCUUUUUCAUGCAAUGUUCUGCUGUUAUUUAUUCAUUAUACUGUUAAUUUUGGAAUUUUUUUUUCUCAGGAUAAUGUUUUUGUAUCUUGGAAACAUGUAUGUCUUGGUGAUAUCUCUCCUAAACAAAAUAAAUAAGGUAAUUUUAUUGGAAAUAAAUUUCUAACGUAAUCCUCCUUUCUUCUUGCUUGCUCGGCUGAUUUAUUUACACGGUCUUAUAUCCACUAGCGUUAGUGUGAAUCAGUUAGAGGACGGCACCACAGGACGCUGUGUGUCAGACAAAAACGAAAAAACAUUUGUGGCGAUAUUAGGUAGUUGGGCCAAAUGAAUUCUAAUAUUAACGUUGCUUUAAUUGCAGACAAAAGAAACUUUUCCAAGCGUUUCCUCUGAUACGAAAGUUGGGAACGCAACUGUCAGUCCUGUGACUAUGGUAGCAUUAAACACCACAACAGGUAAGAAGUCUUCCAAAAGCUUUUGUUUUUUAAUUCGGGAGAGUUAAACAUCACAAGUAUACCACUUAUUAAAAACGGGGAGACGUUAGACGUCAUGCUACUCUGCGUUACCAAUCAGUCAUACUACAGUAGCUAGCUAGGGCUAAUUCAAGGUAAUAUCGCCGAGUUUACUCUUGCAGUGUUUGAAUAUAGUUUGACUCCUGUCUGGCUAAGAAGAAGCAACAUUUUUUAUCUCUUAGCAAUGCAAAAUCAAAUAAGUAGUGAAGAAAUAGCACUUUCUUUAGCCUUCUAACUAAGUAUCUUUGCAAUCGAUUAGGUUCGUUGUGUUGGGAGACUACAGUUGGUCAGGAGCUGUUCAAGCUGACGGUCAUUGAUCUUGUUGCGCUGGUUUUCAGCGUGAUAACCAGUGAGUUAUUCGUGUCACUGGCUGUCAGGUUUCUUAACUGUUUUCAAGGUCGACUCCUGGAUCUUGAGAAAAUUGUAAGUUAUUAUUAUCAGGAGUCUAUAACCUGCGAACCGGUAAUCGGCUCCUGUCAUUAUUUAUUGCUAUCAGUCACGGUUUUUUAAAGACCAGAAUAAUUAAAAACGCUACGUACAAAUAUGUUUCAAAUGAAUUGACAAAAACUGUAUGCAAUGUGCUCGCCACUCUAGAAACUAGAAGGGAACCACAAUUACAAUUGUAUCUGGGAUCCGUGCAUGUUUAUUGAGGGCGCGCCGGCCAGCGCAGUAUUGGCUCAUUUUUUCUCCUAUCUCUAGAAACAGUACCAGAGGUAAGUAGGUUCAGCAUGAUCGUCCGAGUGAAAGUAGUCCUGAAUAGAACUGUUGUUGACAGUGACUGACGUUUCGACAACCUGUGCGGUGGUCAUCUUUAGAGUCAAAGUGAGUUGUAUCACGUCAGUUGAUGGACGUAUUAAAAACUCUGGUUUUGACCUUAAGUCGCGAUGUUAUUGGUCGUCUGUUAGUAUAGUUAAGCCGUGAUGUUAUUGGUUAUGAAGACUCGUAAUGUCAUAAUGACAUGGACAACCGACCAUUUAACAACAACAAUAAACGACUGUUUAACUGUGACAAUAGACGAAUGGAAACGCACCAAUGACAUUACGAGUCCUCAAAGCCACGGACGAUCAUACUCAACCUACUUAUGAAAUGACUCCUGUACUCCUGGGUACAAGCCUUUCACAGUCCCAGAAGUCUUCGCGAAAGUUAACUCGGCCCAGUUUUCUCUCGAUGAAUGGAAGACGGACGCAAAAUAUGUCAAGACGCGUCCACUGUGUGUGACCAGAGGGACGAUACACUCCAACAAGAGGAACACUUUGGGAUCUAAAUUGAAAUUGCACUAAAUGCUUUCAUCUUAGGGGUUGUUCUCACUCGCUUUGAAGAUGUUCUAGUCCUAUCAUAUAACUGUGAAAGUCUCUGUAAUGUCUUGAACAGAUUUGCGCUCACUUAACACAUUUUAAUCGAUUUUCUUUCAGUUGGGCUACCCUGAGUUUAAACUAGCCGAAAAUGUGUUACAGCUAAUAAACAGCCAAGGAUUAAUAUGGUAUGAUAGUUCAGUUAAUGAGUCUAAAUAGUAAGAAGUAUUCGGAAUUUUUGAAACAUAGUAUGGAUUGAUUUUACAAGACGUUUCAAAUGGACGCGCCACUUGCCUCUUUUCAUUGUAAAAAGGAAGUUUUCAGUGCAGCAAUUUGUUUUUAAACGCAAUUUACGAAGGCAAAGAAGGGCAAGUAAGAAUUAUACAUUCCUAUCCUCCUUCUUUCUCCUCCCCUUCCCAUUCAAACCCGGAGCGAUCAACAUCCAUGCAUCUAUUCGUGUUAUGGCAUUUUCACCGCCCAUUUUAUCUUUGAUCGAUUUUGUCCGGAUUCAAGAAAUUGCCUAACCGGCCACAAAGUGAUCAGCAAAACCGUCAGUCUUUAAAAUGGUAUUUCUAUAAAAUUAAACCAGCCCGUGAAAACACCUUAACAUUAGUCCUAAUAUGGGAGUUCCUCACGCUCUAUGAUAUGGGCUUCUGCUCGGCUAGACCGACCAUUCCUACCAGAGUACUUACCAUUUACAUGAAAACACCGGAAAUUCCGGCUGGAAAAUCACAUAGUCCGCGCCAUUCCGUUUGGGAAGCCUUUGAAAUAUGGGCUGCGAUCUGAGUCAAAUCCGGGAGCUUUAGCAUCGACGACGGCAACUGCAGUGAAAACAUCAGUUUUAAAAAGAAUUCCCUUUUUUCAAACACUGUCGCGUUUAUUCCAAUUUGCUAAAAAUCGCAAAUGUAGGCGAAUUUCCUUGGAGUUUAUUUCUUGAGGAGUGGACUCAACUUUAGAGAGGGAAAAAGAAAUUCGUAGUCGCUUGUUUACGUCCUCCAUAAAACUUGCAAUUAGGCAUUUUCACGUCGUAGUCGUGCAAGAACGGUAAAGAAAUGUACAAAAAAACGUGAUGCACGUGCAAACUUGUUGUUUUGCGUAAUAAACCUAUUGCUUUUUUUGACGUCCUCGUUGCCGUCGCCGUCGUCGUUGCUAAAGCUCCCUAUCAAUCCUUUUUAGGAGGUCGUUCUCCCACCCCGUUAAAUUUUAUAGUUUUAUGCUCAUGCGCAAGAUUUCCACCCGGGUGGUUUGUGUAAAUGGAAAACACGCCCUGGAAAUCCAUGGAUAGCAGCCUUUUGUUCCAGUCACCAGCACUGCCUCAAGAACUGCCACAAGUGUCUUACUCGUAUUUUGCUGUCUAACUGAUCGUAUCUCCAUCAUCUUAGGAUGGGACUGGUUUUUUCACCCGGUUUGAUCAUGUUAAACAUUCUGAAGCUGGUGAUCAUCAUGUACUUGAGGAGUUGGGCCAUCAUGGUGACUAAUGUACCUCCCAAGAGGAUAUUCAAGGCAUCACAUCAGUUCUAUUUGCUACUCCUCCUUGUUAUGUUGUUUCUUUGCCUGUUGGCCGUAGGAUAUGCAGUGGUUGAGUAAGUACAGUACACCCUUAUAUUAUAUAGUCGGCGCACAAGCACAUCUUAACUCAAACGAUAGCAAAAUAAAGCAAAACUAACACCAGAUAUGAAUCUUAUAACUUUCAUAUCAUGUUUGUCUAUGUUUGAAAAUCAAAGAAUAAAGAUGAAUUUGACAUUCAAUUUCAAAUCAUUCUCAAACAGAUAGCCUGCCUAGCAGGCGUCGAAAGCGGUAGAGGAUAGGGAGGAAGGGAAAAAAGAGGGGGAUUGGGGAAAGAGGAUAAGGGACGCCUUCCCUUUUCCCCUCUUUCGCGCUUUUCUCCCUCCCCUCUCUCCCUCCCCUUUUUGCGCCUGCCGCGCAGGCUUCAAGUUGCAAGCGAAACAAAUGAUCUUUUUUGCUGGCUGCUUUGCACCAAGCAAACUAUGAACCAUCCAUUCUUUGUGUAACACUUUCUCAGUGUCACAUAAUUAACGAGUAAAGAAGCCUUGACUGUGCUCUGUUCUAGCUGUUGUAAAGCACGUAGGAAGCGGCUAGAGCAAGAAAGAAAUGUUGAGGAAAACAAUUGUCACUAUCAUUUGUUUUCGUUUUGCGAAAUGCUUUUAUAUUGAAAUUACUUGUUGAAAACAGGUGAGUUGUAACGUCUCUUUUGUCUAAAAAACUUUCAGGAUUGAACCCUCCAGAUGGUGCGGUCCGUUCAGGUAUAUUCAAAUUUAAUUUUGGUUACUGAGUCGUUUUUCAAUUUUAUACAAUUCUUUUCUCGGAGAAUCAGAAGGUUAAAAAUCCAUUGUUUGACUUGCAAGCUAAACUUUUACUGUGGUUUUCUCUGACUAACAGUGUUUUCGAUUAUGUAAACAUCUCCCUUCGAUCAUACUACUUUUAUGAAGUAACCGACAGUAAUAUUUCACUUUUAAAGACUGGUCCCAAGAAAAAUUGUAUUAUUAUUUUUUUCAGCCUAGAUUCUCAAGAAACAGGAAAAAGUUAUAAAAACGAACAUAAUUUGAAAACUGCAUUGAAUACGACUAACUGCUAAUCAUAUAAUGUUAUGCCCUGUUUACAAGAGGGCAAUAUUUGCUUGUGACAUUUCACAUUUACCCCAUGAGUCUAAGUUCUCACAGUGUUGCCCAUCUCCCACAAAACUGUUAGAAGUGAUAAAUAUAUGCACCAUGCGUUUUUAAAAAGUUAAACUUCAGUUCUCUUUAUUCAGAUCCUCUGGUUAAAUUCAUUGAAUUUCUAAUUUUUCUCAGGGGUAAACAUAACAUGUACAUAGUGGUAACAGAAGCAAUCGAUAAUGGCCCCUCCCUGCUGAACACCGUGUUCGAUUACCUGAGUGGGCCGAGCGUUGUGAUACCUGUGCUCAUAAUAAUGACGUAAGUAGCUGAUAACAAUCAGGGCGUAACACUAAGGUGUUCUUAUGGCGCUAUGGAAUUCUAAUCUGCUUUGAUUUGAUGAAUGUUUUCCAACUGGAAAGAUAAAUCUCUAAAUAGUUGAAAAAUUAAUAGACUGUGACCCCUACUUCAUACGACAGAUGGACGCUCCGGGUUAAGCUCAGUGGCUUCAUCCUUUCUAUAAUAAUGAGAGAAAAUGCCACAUCUAUAUAUUGCGAAGAACUGGUUUCUUGAGCAAGAAGCAUUGAAAGGAUUGAUAAGGAUUGAUACACACUCAUUAGUCUCGCCUGCGCAAGUAGCGAGACUCAUAAUCUGCGACGCGUUUUUCUUCAUAUUUAAUUUAGGACACAAAAGGGGGGACAGUGUGCAAGGCGUUCCUAGCGGAGACCGUGGAAACUGGGAAUAAGAAUCGUUGCUUGAUCGAAGCCACCUAUGUUUUGGGAAGAAAGCUUAGGAAGGAUUAAAUUUAGAGCUUUUCCGAAACUUUUCGGUCCACGAAUUCCAUCGCUUCAAAGCGUUGAUUACUUUGGAAAAAGUAAACACUACUGAGUGGUCGAAAAAAUUAGAAUCUUAAUUAGCAAAACUGUGAUGGUCGGGUGUUGUAAACUUUCAUUGUAUGCAAAUGGGUCUUGUGAUGAACAUGCGGUUUAUUUUCGGCGAAGAUUGUAAUGACGUAAUUUCUCUGGAAUCGAGGCCCUUGAAUUUUCCUGUAUUUAUAUACGCGUAUAGCCUGAGUAUAAGGCCUUCCUACGGGGCUAGGGGAGAAGAGAUUUUAGAUGGGGGAGGGGGGAGGGGGAGAAGAGAAAGGAAGGUUUCUCUCCUUCACCUCUCUCCCUUUUUCGCUUCCAUUUUUCCCCUUUUCCCCAGAAACGCCUGAUACUCAGGCUAAUACGCGUAUAGCCUGCGACCGCAGACGCAUCUCUGGUCGUCGCUAACACGCGUACUAAAUCAAUUCAGAUACAAAUAAAUAAAAAGUAUCGACGACGAUAAGGUGGGAAGUAAAAAACCUUUAGCGAGUAAAUCUUCUUUCGUGUAGAAUUAAUCGCCUCCUCAUUUGUCCAUCUAACUCUCCAAGCAAGCGAGACUGAACGCCUGUGUCAGAGCGUUGUUGUUAGUUAGAGUCUGCUAUUUCACUACACUUUACUCAAUUUCUGGUGCAAAAGCAAGAACAAUAACAACCUGGUUACGCGCACGUAGCCAGCAUUUCUGUGCUAGUUAAACGCAGUGAAAUUUUGGCAUUUUGGGGUGAGACCAUUCCUUUCUCGCAAACCUACACAACCUGAAAAUGACUGGACUGCCCUAGGCGCUGAGAAACACUCCAAAGCAACAGCAUUAACAGAAGAAUGCAGUUUAGUCAUCAUAGGAAGGGUACCAAACAAUUUUAUUUUAUUUGUUCAUUAGAAUUGCAAUCUACUACUAUCGGUCCAAGGCAAACUACCUUCAAAGUUCCAAUCGUGAUCUCAUGUUGCAGUUACACCAUGUAAGUACUUUUUGUAGAUAUGAGCACAUAAUUAAACGUGCUCCCGAUCCUGUUCUGUUCUAAGAUCACUCGCUAAGGAGUUAAAAAUCUGCCUUUCCGUUACAGGAGCGAACCGAGGACAGAAAGAAAAUUUUUCGAAGAGCUUCUGGUAAGAUUUUGUAAGCUAAUCACUAGUCAGUGAGAGGACUGAGUUUUGCGGCGGACAAAUGGCAAAUGUUUUAGUCGAAAUAUAUUCUCACGACCAAACAACUAUAAAAAAUGUAAAGUCAACUUAUUUCAUUUUAAGUGGACUGUACAAAAUUAUCUAACACGAGUUAUAUGACAUGCAAAGGGGAAGAGGGGUCUUCAUUGCUAAUCCCCUCCAAAACGCCUUUCUGUUUUUCGUUAUGUUACAAAGAUGCACAUCAUCAAUCCGUGGCUCCGCAGACUCAGUAAAAUUUUACAUUGUUUUUUUUUUUUUUUAAGUUACAGGCAAUCUUGUAUUUUAGUCAGUGUAUCACAAUUACUUUCGCAUGUAGCUAUUCUACGGUCAGAAAUCUUUGUUGAUUUAUUUCUGUGUACGUGUUUGCUUCAUUCCAGAACAUGUUAACUUGGCCAUUUCGAAAACAGAUACAAAUUUUAAUCGCCUCCAAAACCACGAAAACACGACACCAGAAAGGGAAAACUAUAAUUCCUUCGUUGGCGAGACAACAAGUAGCCACCAAAAAGAUAAGCUGCCUAAGAGAGGAAGUAGAAUGAGUGCGCAGUCUUUCAGCCAACUAGUCAGCGAUGUUCCAACCAAGGGACAAGCUCAAUGCGCAGAUUUGACACCUAUAGUGACGUAUGAUGGGAACGAAGAGACACCUGCACCAACAGCAAAAGCGACAAGUAAGGGGUAUUCUCAUCGUGAGGUAAAGGUGAUUGUUCAUAAUAAGAAAACACACAGUUCAACUAGUUCCAGUUCAUCCACUUGCUCCAGUGUGCGGUCUUUUGGCCAGAGAAGGCAUCCAGUAAAACAUCACUUUGAUAGACCACGUGACUGUUCUCCUUUACUUGCAAGUCAUCAAACUGAAAAGCGAAAUAGCGAGAGAAGUGAUUUUUCUCCUGCUGAAAAUAAAGCGGUCGGUUCUCAACACGUUUCUUCUACUUGUAUCGAUGAAAGAAAUGCUGAAUGCGAAGAAACCAUAGAACUUCAAGUUGUGACUACUGUGAAUAACGCUAGUGAUACAACUGAUGGCGACUCAAGUAACGCAGAGGCUAAUGAAGAUAGGAUCACGAAACAAGGAGGAUCUCUAGCAGACAUGUUUGACACUUAG